UUGCUGUGUGUGUAGCUUGGUGCAGUGUGGACAAAUUAUCUGAGAAAUAAACCUAAACUGUAGGCCUAGGCUAAUAAAGAAAUGGGCACAAGCACAACUUGUGUGACGCAGAGUUGGAAAUAAUUAAAUUACCCAUGGAAAAGCACAAGACAUUGUCAAACGUACAAGGCCUAGUGACUUGCACUUCAUGUAAUAGCUAGGCCUACUUCAAAUCAAAUAAGAUUUUUCUUGCAAUUCCUCCAAACAAACUAAUCUUCUUGUGAGCAAAACAAGACACCGCCAGAAAAGCCGCCCGGGCUGUUGGGUAAAGUAAGUAGCCAGGGCAGGUCGGCGUGUAAUUCAAGCAGAGUUGGAAGCUUCAGAUGUUGUUGGGUUUGCAGCAGCGCUUCCGAUUUCGGGAUUUCCGAGCGGCUUUGAACAGACACUCACUCACUCGCGCAGUGCAGUAUGAACCGUCAUUCCAAAGGAUGUGGAUGGAUGUCUUGACACAGCGCGUUGGAAACAGCUCUGCACUUUCUGACCUAGCUCUACAUAGCAACUCAUGAAGGAUAUUCACCCCCCAACUUUAACUACUCGGAGAGCAACCGCAACAUUCAACCAACCAAAUAGAAUUGUCUAAGCUCUGGGAUAUCAGCAAGAUCUUUGGCUCGGAUAUGGCAGAGGAAAGCACGCAGUUCUGCGGGAACUGCAAGCAUGACAUACCAGAAGCUAACUUCACCACUCAUGAGAUCCACUGUCGCAGAAACAUAUCCCUGUGUGAUGUAUGCCAGGAGCCUGUGCCGCGGGCAGACCUGCAGCAACACAGAGACCAGGAGCAUGCACAGGUGCAGUGCAAGUGUGGACUGAAGGUGGAGAAGCGGCUGAUGGAGUCUCAUCAGGCGUCCGAGUGCCCCCAGCGCAUGGUGCCCUGCCAGUACUGCAACCUGGAGCUGGCCUUUGCCCAGGCCGGGGACCACGAGGACUACUGCGGCACACGCACCGAGCCCUGCCCCGUCUGCAAGUGCAACGUCAUGCUGCGGGAGCGGGACAUCCACCCGGCCCUGUGCGGCAGCCUCACUCCUCCCCAGGAGCGCAGCAGCAGCACCUCAGUCUGGGUGGAGCCCCCGGAGGUCCCGGGCGCCUGGUUCGAGACCCACUCCAUCCACAACCUGCUGAGGGCUCAAGAGCGACUCCAUAAUAACAACAACAGCAGUGUCGGCACCGGUGGCAGCGGAGUUGGAGGGAUGGACUGCAGGGCACCGCCCAGGCCCAUAGAGGGCAGGCUGCACAACAGCACCCGGGGCACUGUGGGCGUGGGGAUGGGGAUGGGGAUGAGGGGCAGGAGGAACACGGCACCCAGAAAUAACGACUUCAGCCGACUGCUGGAGCAGGAAGCUGAGUUUGGGAACAACAACAACAGUCUGCUGUGGCCCCCGGGUCAGCUGCCGGGUGACGAUUCCACCAGCCUGGACUACCUGCUGGCCCUGAGCUUGGAGGACAUGGAUGGCCAGGAGGGGGUCUGGACCGACGUCUGGGACCACCAGUUCGGACGCACGACCCCUUCCUCACACGGCCACAGUAACCUCACGGCCACUCAGACCAGCAAUAACAACUUCUGCAACAUCACCUCGCCCCCUACUCCCAGACCAGCAGUAGACCAGAGUCACUCAGAGAUUAUGCUUCCCUGCGAGUUUUGUGAAGAGUUGUUUCCAGAAGAGGACCUGAUUCUACACCAGACUGGCUGCAGCCCUGCGUCUGCCAUUGCCUCGUUCAGCAAGCAGCCGUCGUCUCUGCCUUGCGACAGAAGUGCGUGCCAGGGUGUGGGAAGCCUGCUGAAUCUGCCCGAGAGCCCUCCGAGCCCCCCCACCCUGCCGCACUCCGUCUCGCCGCUCUACUGCAGUCCGCCAUCCAGCCCUAUAGGGGGCCAUGUGCUCAUUCCCUGCGAGUUCUGCGGCAUUACACUGGAGGAGAACGUUGUCUUUCACCACCAGGAUAAAUGUGACUUCAGACCACAAACUGCCUAUUCGGUGGACAAAGUCCCUGCACAGAAGCCCCUCUUCCCAGCCAGAGAAGCGGCUAGGAGUUCUCCAGAGAGGCAGAGGAGACUACGGCACCAAGCGGACCCAGAGGAGGACCUGUUGGGCCAGGCCAGUGCUGCACUGCCCAGACCUGCAGGAGCAUCAGUCAGGGAGCCCUGGAAGUCCCCUGCUCACCACGGCCUUCCUGCCCAUGGCAAGAACACCAACUCAGACCUGCAGGGCAAGAAAAAGCUCCAGCAGCGAGGGGGAGGUGGAGACCCCAACAGAGGCUCCACCGCUUCUGCAAACAACAGUCCCGCAGUCAGCCCUUCGACUGCUCCAAGCCAUCCAUUCAGAGGACGUUUAGAAGGACCCAGAAGCCAGCGGAAUACAGCACCUGCUAAGGUGUCCAAGAAACAGAAUGUGGAGAAGGAGGACUCUUGAAGAGCUAGGAGGAGGAUGAAAUCAUCAAAGAAUCAUCAAAGAGUUGGAACUUAAUUGUGUGUGUGAGUGUGUGUGUGUGUGUGUGUGUGUGUGUGUGUGUGUGUGUGUGUGUGAGAGAGAGAGAGAGAGAGAGAGAGAGAAAGAGAGAGUGUGUGUGUGUAUGUGUGAGAGAGGAAGGGAAUAAAAAGGGAUUUUACAAAACAACACAAUUGGUUGAUUGUUUAUAAAAAUCCAUUGGCCAUGGAGGAGGUUGUAGAACUGAAGAGAUUCACUUAAGCCGGGCAUACACUGUACGAUUUUUGGGCAUUGUGACAAUUUGUGGCUCAAUUGCAGGUCAAUGGUGUGUCUCGCAUUGUGUAGGGGUACAUGGGGUAAAAUAAAGCGCUAUUACCUCACAGCCAGCUCGCAAUCUGAAAUUGAAAAGAAAAUCAAAACCAAAAUCCUGGUCAACCCUGGUGAGUGAAUCAGUGUUGAAGCAGUGCUACGACCCGAUUUGACACUACAUGUCACACUGCCCAUGCACAAAAAGGCACAAAUUGCCAGGGCAGCGUGUUUCGUUGUUGAGCGCAUCCUUGCCUCCACCUCAGGCAUGCCUUCUGCAGUUCCUGAAAACAAAUCUGUUGUGUUGUUCAGUGUGAGCACUUGGAACACAUCUGACCAUCAGGUCGUACAAUGUGAGGACAGGAGUCGUGAACUUUUAAGCCCUGCAAUUCACGGGUGCAGUCAGUGUGAACAGGAGCUGAAUACCUGCGACUGAAAAGAUUGCACAAUGUAUUCCCGGCUUUAGGUGUGUCAUAAGUCUGUAUGUGUGUACGUAAAUACAGUUGAAAACAUGUCAAGAGUUGAUGUCCUCAUGGUGUUGCACACUGCUUGUUUCUGAAACUACGACUAAUUGUGCUGCUUUAUGAAAUCCUUUGCACUCUCAAUGAGAUGAAUGUAGAUCUUCUGUGGCGUCUGACCAAUGUACUGCUUUCUUGCACUACCUGUGAGUGUGUUGUUCCUAAUUUGAAAUAAUGUAUAUCUUAUAUCCUUUUUAUAUGUUUAUCCUUUUUAAAAGUAAAAACCUUUGUUCAACCAGAAAUAUGGAAGGAUAAUUAAAAUUUUAUAUUAUUAUCAUAAAUAACAAUGUGUUUCAAUGCAAACUGUGGUGUCUAAUCAUUGUCCGUCAGGUGUCAUAUGCUGGGCUGGUUUCAACAAUUUUAUCUGUUUAAAAAAAGCUAUUUCAGGUCACUUUCUGUUUUUGUCAAUUUCUCACCCUUUAUUUCCACCCUGAGUUUUCUAAUGCACAUCUUUAGGGAGAAAGAUGUAUGUUUCAGCCAUGAAAUGUGUUGAAAUUUUUGCCAGUUUACGCUGUCCCCACAACAGGGUCCAAAGCAUACACACACACACACACACACACACACACACACACACACACACACACACACACACACACACACACACACACACACACACACACACACACACACACACACACACACACCCUAUGUAUACUUAACACACUUCUUCAUGAGAAGACUGUCUAAAUAAAGGAUUCUAAUAAACACAUCAAAAAUUAUUC
Molecule: messenger RNA, 4002 nt
Organism: Engraulis encrasicolus (European anchovy)
Lineage: Eukaryota; Metazoa; Chordata; Actinopteri; Clupeiformes; Engraulidae
Gene: trafd1
Product: TRAF-type zinc finger domain containing 1
Exons: 12
Coding region: 654-2441 (595 amino acids)
Biological process (GO): negative regulation of innate immune response
Cellular component (GO): mitochondrion
Molecular function (GO): zinc ion binding
Source: RefSeq, a predicted model, not a curated record